Olea europaea var. sylvestris is the source of this 1143-nucleotide messenger RNA. Its product is annotated as axoneme-associated protein mst101(2)-like. The transcript is spliced from 4 exons. NCBI's taxonomy places the organism in Eukaryota, Viridiplantae, Streptophyta, Magnoliopsida, Lamiales, Oleaceae. The record is from RefSeq and is a predicted model, not a curated record. The coding region runs from base 1 to 1143 and encodes 380 amino acids.
AUGACGUCGAAGAGGUUAGGGGAGAUAAGGGAGAGGUACUGUGUACCUCAUUAUCUGGAGAUGUUAGUGCCCGAAGCCCAUGAGCGAGCCUGUUAUCCGAGGCUGGGGUGCGUGGCUGUGAGCGAAUAUUUAUUUAGGGCAGGAGUCCAAGGGGUGGUAUUACUUGACUCCUUGGGGGCCCAUGGACCUUUUGUGGUGGGGCUGCCUUCUUCCAUAAAGGGGUGGAAGGAGUCGUGGUGCGAAGGUAGAGUCGAACGUCUCUCCAAGGACAGCACCUCGCGGGCUUCCGAAGAGGAGGCCCUCCAGAGCCAGGAAAAGGCCAAGGAGCCUCGAGGGAAGGAGAAAGUCUCUGAGGAGCCAAAGAAAAGGAAGCUUGUGCACAUCUCCAGCUCGUCUGGCAAAUUUGGGAGUUCUGUGUCCCAAGGCAAAGAAGCCAGACCUCCGAAGCUACUGGAAGCUGCUUCGAAAGCGGUUAGGAUUGAAAUGGUCAGGCAUGUAGAGGCUGAUGUGGUGAGGGAGGAGGUUGCAAGGAGGCAAGCUGAGGUGGCUGAGGAGAAGGCUGCCAAGCAGAAACCUGUUCGAGUACAAGGCAAGUCUCUGAGCUUCCUUGCCAGCAGGGAAGAGCCUAUGGCCCCAGCUUUAUUCCACGCCUCCACCUGUGAUGCCACUGACUUGACGAGGGCUCUUGUGAGCCACAGCGUUAGGACCUUUGGCCUCACACUAGAGUGCAGGGAGGCUAUUACUGAUUUUGAGACGAGGACCCAGUCCUCUGAGAAGAAGGCUACCUCUCUUGUAGAGGAGCUGAAAGCAGCUAGGGCAGAAGCUGAAGAAGUCAGGGCCCAAAAACUUGAAGAAUCGGCCAAGCUGGAGUCUGCCUUGGCUCAGAUAGAGGUAUUGAAGAGGGAGGUACAUGAGUCUCAGUGCGUGGUUGCCUCCUUGACUAAGAAGGUGGAGCGGGCUAAGGAAUUGUACCCAAAUCAGGACCUGUCGCAACUCAAGUCGGAGUUUGUGGACGAAGUGCCUCAAACCCCAGCUGAUGAAGUGGUGGGAGAUGAAGUAACAGAGGUAGAAGAAGCACAUUCUGAUGCUCAAGCUGUCAAAGUUCCAGCUGCUGAGGCACCUCCACCAUCUUCCCAGGCUUAG